AUGGAAGCCAAGGAAGGAAAGCAACCCGAGGAAGUUCAGCCCGAGAAGGAAGUCGCGGAAAGAAGUGAAGAGGUUCAGCUACCCAGGGAGGAGCUGAUCCUCUCGGCGAGCGCAGUGGCGGUGCUCGCCUUCGAGGUGAUCGUGAUCGCCCUCGUGGUCACGUACAUCGUUGUCACCACGCCGAGCAAGCCGCCGUUUGUGGAGCUCAUCGAGCCCUGCCUCAACCUGAGCUGCUUCCAGCUCGAUCUGGAGCUGCACACGUCGAUGAACCUGUCGGUGGACCCGUGCACGCACUUCUACCAGUACGCGUGUGGCCAAUGGGGUGACUACCACCAGGGAUUCGCGGACCAGUUCGACCUACUAGAGACAAAGGUUUCCAGCUUCGUGAAGCUCCGACUGAUGGAGGAGGCAAAGCUAGCUGCGGGAGGCUCCUCUCAUACGAUUGACCAAAGUGCUGCACGCUACCUGUCGUGCGUAGAUGUCUACACUAAACAAGGCGACGCGUCGUCGGUGAUUAAAGAGCACGUGUUCUCGAAGCUCGAGGAAAAUUUCGCGGACAAAACGAAAAAGAUACCUUCGUCAGUGCAAGAAACGCUCAACCUCCUGGUACACCUAUCCCUCGAUUGGAACCUAGGUAUUCUCGUCGACUUGAUGAUCGCGCCAAUCCACAAGAGUGCGACACAAGAACAACUAGCGAGGAACAAAAUAAUCAUACAUAUCGAUUACAGCGAUAGCGUCCCGCUGUGGAAAAGACACAAGGAGAAGUUUCUUACGCCGGAAAAGCUUACGCAUUGCUUCCAAGAGUUCUCGAGCUUGAUUUCAAGCGGCGACGGGAAGGACGUCGAUGUAGCGGGGCUCGUCAAAGUCGACGUCUCCGUUUCCACAAAAUGGAGCCUCGCGGCCUCGUCUCCAGAAAGAAAGCCAAAGUACAUUCAGGUAAAAGAGAUACCUUCUACGAAGCUGAAAGCUGCGGACUGGCUGUCGGCGCUAAACGGUCGCCUUCCCCAGGACGUACAGCUGACUGAGGAUAGCGACUUAUACGUAGACGACUUGGGAAUGUUUGUCCUCACUGAAGAGGUGCUACCGGAGGACGAGCUCAAGCUCUUCUACGCACUCGUUAAGUUCCACGUAGCUCGGCUUCUCGCGCCUUUCACUUCGUACAAGUUGAUGCACACCGUCUUGGGAAACCCGCCUAAUGACACGGCUGCUUCGCAGAUCGUUACGAGAGAGUGCGCCGCCGCUGUUGACCGGCUGUUUCCGUUCGCCUGGCCGAUAUUCGUCUUUGGCGCCAACAUCACGGCCGAGAAAAUGAAGAAGGUCCAGACACUGUUCGUGGAACUGAAGAGCAGGACGAAAGCGGCUCUGUCUUGGCUCUCGGACGACGAUCGGAAAGCCGCCGAGGCAAGGCUGGACUCGCUAAUCUCCAUCGUCAGUUGGCCAGAGAAAUAUAACGACCCGAACGAGCUGGCCAAACUAUACCCGCAAGUUCAGGAUAAAAAGGCCGCCUUCAUUGGGACUUAUCUGACCUCCAUCGAAGCACUCAACGGCAAACGCAAAUCCGACCUGGCCGCCGGCGCAGACAGCACGCAGCCGGCAACUGAAGGUAACGAUCUUCGGUCUUUCAAAGCCACCGCGAUGUACGCUCCGGGGCGCGGCAGUUUUUACAUCUCGCCGGCCAUUUUGUUCGAGCCGUUCUUCGUUCAGGCGAGCGACGCAUUCACGUGGGGUUCCCUGGGCCAGGUCCUGGCGCACGAACUCUGGCACGUUGCUUUUGGUGACUUCACUCUCGGCUUAUCCCCGGCGACAGACGUGGUCGUGAGCGCAACGCGCUUUAACAAGCACACGUGCGUCUCCAAGGCCGUGGAGGAAGCCGGGAGCGAUGCCAAGACCGCGGCCUUCUCAGCACCUGAAGACUUUGCCGACGUCGCCGGUUUGCAAACUGCGCAUUCUUCCUUCGCCGAUAGCAGCAGCAGUACGAAAGCGGGUGCUGUAGGUACCGCGGGUUUUAACCCAGAACAGCUGUUCUACAUUGGCUCCUGCUUCAAAUGGUGCGCGCAGAAAGGCGAUGCUCAUCCGCUGGGUUCUGCGGCUAACACAAAGCCGUACGUGCGAUGUAACGCACCCAUCAUGAUGGUCGCUGGCUUCGCUGAGGCAUUUGACUGCCCUCACGGCAGUCCCAUGAUGAAACUUCAAACGGCUAAGCGCUUCUGCAACGAAUCGAACUCGGGAGAACGCCCAGCAUCUCGAGCCAUAAAAUGAUCUGGCUUUGCUUGCUCG
This is a messenger RNA of Dermacentor silvarum, 2277 nucleotides long. Its product is annotated as neprilysin-11. The transcript is spliced from 3 exons. The coding region runs from base 1 to 2259 and encodes 752 amino acids. Gene Ontology annotation, cellular component: plasma membrane. Lineage: Eukaryota; Metazoa; Arthropoda; Arachnida; Ixodida; Ixodidae. The record is from RefSeq and is a predicted model, not a curated record. Gene Ontology annotation, molecular function: metalloendopeptidase activity. Gene Ontology annotation, biological process: protein processing.